AGAAUUGCUUCGGUUCACUGAUUAGAUACGGGUGUGACGUCAAAGAAAAUUGUUGUUGCACGGUUGUCGGCGACGGCGUGUGCGGCUCGAAGGACGAAGUGUGCGCCGGCUCAAAGUACACGGGGAACUCCAGCCUUCCGUGGGUGGGCCGAUGACGUGUCUCUGAGGGAAAGGAGGAUCUGCCAGCCGCUCUUGGGGACGCAGAAUAACGACGAAAACGACCUCUUUUCUUUUCUGGAAAGUGGCUCACCAGCCCUUGUAAAACUACAUACCCCGGUGACGGUGCAGGACGCGGAGUUGGUUUGAACUAGAUGCAAAUUAACAGAGCAUAAACGCGUCCGUUUUGGUCCGUUUCGGUAGGAUAUUGCGGCGGCCUUCGAGCUUUCCCCAAACUCCCCGAAUCCCAGAACGCUACUUCAACUCCCCUUUCGCCUCCAACUACCCAUUCCCUGAUAUGUCUCUCGUCCCUCAGUCUCUGUUCCUUCGAUUCUUUACACCUUCUUCCCACGCUAGACCAUACCCCCGACUUUUAGCCUGUCAUAGAGCCCCUUUUACCCACCACUUUCUCCGUGCCUGCUUUCUUAAUUCUGCUUCCUUCUCCAGAAGGCUGUCCUAAUGACACCACAGGAAAGACCGUAACAGCCGCAAAGGUCCCCAGCCAAUGGGCGGGAGCUGGUUCUGUUCCCCCAAGAUGGAGUCCGUGCUCUCCUUGGGUGACUUAGCGGCGUCACGUGGCGGCAGCGAUGUCAGGAACAGGAACCGCAGGUGCCGGAGCAGCAAGAGCGUGAGGGGGGAACGUGACUACUGACUCUCGCAGUCAACAUGUCGACUCCCACGGGUCAUGCGAGGCAUUCUUGGGCUUCGGGGACCACCUGCUCGUCCGCCUGCAGCUGGCACUCGUCAUGCUCCUCGCCCCUUGGUGUUGGCACCCACACCCGCCUAUGGGACAGCCCAGGCACCCACAGCCACCUCUGGGGCAAUCGGGGCACCCACACACCGAUGUGGGCCAACCCCGGUAGCCAGCCAUGGCCAGCCCUGGGCAUGGACGAGACGCCGUGGUCGCUACCACAUCACCUGGGGGGCGACGACGCCGGGGCGGGCCUGGAGGAGUCGCCUUGGUCUCUGCCGCACCACCUCAGCGCCGGUGGGACGCUUCGCCCCCAGGACACCACCACCGCCGUAGUGGUGCGGGCGGCGCGGGCGCGAAGGCCGUCCGUCUUGGCUGCCCUCCUCUCCCUCGAUUCCCCCGGGCCAGGCCUCUCCUUGACGCCCAUCCUUGGCGCCUACGCGACUGACCCCCCCGCCGCCCCUUCGCUCACCCUCACUGCCCCUAGUUCCUUCUUCUCGGGAUACUACGAGGAUGACCUUCCUCCUGCCCCAGGCCCCUCCAAGGCCAGCGGGAACGGCUGCGAGGGCGAGGUGUGCGGAGACCUGGAGGGCGGGGGCAUGUCGGCCAUGGUUCUGGCUGUGCCCACCAAGCUGGAAGCCCUCGUCAAGUUCUUGGCUCAGUCCCUGCACUUGGUGCUGACGACCGUGUGUUCCAGGAAAGCCCGGCGCAAGGACCGUGACAAUCCUGCUGCACUUGAACAGGAGCACAAGUUAUAUUUGGAGGAAGCUGUUCUUGAGAGGAAGAUACCUGAGACUGAUCUCAGGCAACUUGUAGAGUUACCUCCGGGACUUGGAUAUGAGGAGUGGUUGGCAUCUCAUACAAUCGACUUCUUCCAGCAUAUCAACUUGCUGUAUGGGACAGUGUGCGAGUAUUGCACGCUCAGUGGGUGCCCAGACAUGACGGGGCCCACCACACGACAGUACCUCUGGUUUGAUGAGAAGGGAAAGAAGACUAGGGUUGCAGCACCACAGUAUGUCGACUAUGUGAUGACAUUCACCCAGAAGACCAUCAAUGAUGAGUCCAUCUUCCCAACUAAGUUUGGUAAAUGUGAUAGAGAUUUAAGUUACCUGCAGUAGUUGUAAGGACUGGGA
Messenger RNA from Penaeus vannamei (Pacific white shrimp), 1980 nucleotides. NCBI's taxonomy places the organism in Eukaryota, Metazoa, Arthropoda, Malacostraca, Decapoda, Penaeidae. The record is from RefSeq and is a predicted model, not a curated record.